AUAUUGCUGUCGAAGGUAGGUAUCUCGAAGCGUGGGCCAGGGCUCACUCGAAAAAUGAUGUCGUUGUUCACCAACACGAGAUUCGAACGAGGGUGGACGCCCAGGGCUGCGGCGUAGAUAUCGAGGCUUGCUUCACAACAACGGAUUCGUCUCGAGCUUUCCAGUCCAUCACGCACGUCCUUUCGCGCGAAUACACGCAAAACUUCGUCAUGUCUUCAUCAAUGGAUGCGAAGAAAGAAAUUGAGGAAGCCGCCUUGCACUUGCUGCAGAUGGCAGACUACUACUGGGCAACAGCAGGCUCAGACAGGGGGGAUGAGAGCGAAGAAGACAAGACGGAGGACGCAGUUCAGGCAUCUACCACUCAGCCAGAUCUCGACGCUCAGUCUCCUUCCCCUGACGGAGAUAAGGCCGGUAACGACACCAUAAGCCCUCAAUCGUCAUCUGUUACCGUUCCCAGCACCCAAUCCGCUACGACAAGCGGUUAUCUCCAUCAAUCAGUACGCGGUGUUUCACUCACAGCCUUGGCCGCACAACAACAAGCCAUCCAGCAAACGCGUGCCGCCAUGACGCGCCAGCAGCGCGCUACCUUGAAGCUCCGCCCGUACGAUGAUCUGGACGCUGCAGGCACAAAAGUCGGCACUCUCUGGCAGACACCCGCAGAACGACGUUCCUAUCGUCAGACUCAGCGAAGAAGAGGCGCCAAUCUUGUUCGCCCUGGCACCACCACGGGUCAGACAUUCCCCGAUCGCAGACGCGGCACUGCUCGUGGUCGAGUAUCUCAACAAUGAGAUGUUGUCUUACUCCACUGAGACAUCUUGCGAAUGAAGCACCUCUUCUGUACCAUCAUCCUUGUCCUUUCCCGCACCUUCAAUCAAGUUCCAUGUCAGAUCGUCAAAAAUCAUUAAAAACCAUCAAAACAACAAAGUGCAAC
This is a messenger RNA of Aureobasidium subglaciale EXF-2481, 931 nucleotides long. RefSeq lists its product as uncharacterized. The transcript is spliced from 2 exons. Bases 210 to 788 code for a protein of 192 amino acids. Lineage: Eukaryota; Fungi; Ascomycota; Dothideomycetes; Dothideales; Saccotheciaceae. The record is from RefSeq and is a predicted model, not a curated record.